AAACAAAAUGUGUUUGUUUAUUAGAAGAAGUGCCAGUGUAUGCAUCAUUUAGUCCUAAAAUUUUAUAUUCAAAUUUAAAAUGAAAUCUUUGUACUUCUUUGUCAUGGCCAUUAUGGUAUUUGCCUCUUUGGUUCAAGCUAGACUUAUUUCUGAAAAUAAAGGAUUAUUGGAAAGUUUUUUUCGUCAUAGAAGAGCUGUAUGUGGUACAACCUGUUCCGAGCAAUGCAAAAAAGCAGGAGGCUCACAUGGAAAAUGUAAUAAUGGAAAAUGUUUAUGUUAUACAGAUAAUGAUCUUUCUCAUUUUUAUAUACAUGUAUAAUUUUCAUAAAAAUAUAUUAACAUAAUAGAGAACUUUUU
Messenger RNA from Brassicogethes aeneus, 357 nucleotides. NCBI's taxonomy places the organism in Eukaryota, Metazoa, Arthropoda, Insecta, Coleoptera, Nitidulidae. The record is from the annotation of a GenBank genome assembly.